CGAAGACCAGCAACUGUGGGGUUUCCCCGCAAUUUCUCUAGCUGCGGCGGUCUCAGCUCUGGAUUCGGUUGUGCCUACAAAGAUGCCGUGUCGUGCAGUGGUGCCAGAAAGCAGAUAGCCACUCCGUCAGACGUGGCUCCUUCCGUUUCCUUUGCUGCGCCUAACUUGGGAGAUUGUCAUUUUGAACGUAGCAUCCGGUACUUCACUACUCCAGCGCCACGCUAGAGACUAUUGAAUGCCGAGCUCGAACAAAGAUCCCGUGGCGUGGCGCCGCUUCUCUGCGAUACGUGAAUACGUGAUACAGUGGUACCCGUGAACUUGUUUAAGUCGAGCAGUUUUACUUGCAGGCACGUAACGCCGUUGAUCGUUGACCGGGUGAUGCUCAGAGGAGUCGCGGCAUGCAGACAUACACAGCGAGGUGCACUUGUGCACUUGUAGCAGGAAACUGCAGCUAACUCACUGGACUGUGCUUCUGAAAAGACCACAGAGUGCCUGAGGUUCAGGCUUAGUCUCCAGCAAGGGGUAUCACACGAACUCCCUAUCAUCCCGCUUUGCACACAGCCUCAUCCACGGGAAAAGAAACCGGCACCCCUGUGCCAACAAAAGAAUCCCUUUUCCACGUGUAGUUUCAGUUUUCUAAUCUGCAGCGGACGAGGCUCCCGCUCGGACGGUGUCUGCAGAGCGGAUACUGUACCCCGUGAACAAACGUGUGAAUUGUGUAGACCGAUGCAUCUUUUCUGUACAUAACCCGAGCACCGCUGUCACCCCAGUCCCCAUGGUCCCGCCCCCGUUUGCUUUCAAAGAAAACCGCCGGUCGCAGCGCAGUCGCCAACGCGCGGAAGGCGCACCGCCGGACUCUGGUCCACCCGCCCAAGCUGAGAAUUGCAUGUUCUUCUCUGGGGAAGAGAGGCUGCUGCCUGAACAUUCCCUUUUGUCUUCCAAACAAAAGUGAAGAAACGUUUCGCCAUCCUUUAGGUCGUGUAUAUAGUGCCUCUGUUUUUGCGUACAAUGUCGGAACUCAAAGGAAAGAAUAUCUUCCUUACCCCGGAUGGUCGCACGUACCAUCUGGGCGUCAAGAAGGGAGACUUGGCAUCACUGAUCGUGACGGUCGGCUGCGAACAGCGCGCGCGGGUUCUCGCAGCGAAAUUCCUUACGGAUGUCACGGAGGUUUCCUCUUCGCGACAAUUCUACACCUUCACGGGCAAAUACAUCAAAGGCGGACAGCGCAUGUCGAUCGUCUGCAUUGGCAUGGGUGCUCCGAUGGCAGAUUUUUUCAUUCGUGAAGCCUCUUUUGUUUUGGAAGGAGAACCCUUGGCCGUCGUUCGCAUUGGCAGUUGUGGAAUCGUCGACUACGCGACCCGGCCGGGUACUCUCAUGCUCAGCGACGAGAGCAUGUACUGCUACAGGAACUACUGUCACUUUGACGGCGAAGCAGCUUUGGGAAACAAACGGGAGUGCGGGCGCGACCCGCGACCCUACUUGCUGACAGCGCCGGUCAAGGCAGACAAGCGUUUGACCGAUCUUAUCGAAGCCAACUUGAAUGCGCAGGGUGCAGCAGUCAAACGAGGCCUCAACUGCUCGGCGGAGACUUUCUUCGCUUGUCAGGGCAGAGAGUUGCCGCUGUGGAACGACAAUAACGCGAACCUCCUGAAGGACAUGACAGACCUGGGGGUCGUGAGUCUGGAGAUGGAGACGCACCAAAUCUUCCAUCUCAUGCACCAGAGACAGCACAGCAUCCCAAACGGACCCAAGUCGUACGCCGCCUCUCUCAUGAUCGGCCUUGUGAACCGGAGCAAUCCGAACUUGACAGCUCACGUGACGGCGGAAGACCAAGAUAAGGCUACUUUGGCAGCGGGCGAAGCUGCCUUUGAUGCCCUUGUGACACUUGUUUCCGAAGGCAUCAUCAAGCCUGCGGCGUAAAGCAACUGAGCAGGUCAUGAGCAGCAACUUCGGAGGCAUCAAGGCCGGUGAUGAAAGUACUGUGGAUACGCGGCGCACAAAGACGAACGGAGCAAAUCCAGCGCCCUCGCGCAGACGUCGUCCUCGCUGCGCACUCUAGGACUGUAACCAGAUGAUGCACACAGUACCACGUUACCAGAGAGAACGGAACGGUGGUUCUGGGGUUCCAUAUUUGCCUUGGGCCCUCGUGUCAUGAAUUCAAAUGAUGGGUUUCAUUCCCACGCAGGAGAGCUGCUCCCGAAAAAAGCACCGCGAGACUGCGUGUGAGCGUUUUAGGGGUUCUUCGUCAUUAGUUACGUGCACAGAGAGCGUAAAUUUCUCCUCCCGGUCCAGAGCAGUCCACACAGAGGCUGUCUGCUUGGAAAUGUUCACUGGACCGCCGAGCGCUUCGCAGUCCACGUGCCGCACUGGAAACUGACGUCUGCGGCCGGCCUACAAAAACGCAACAAAGGCACCGUCAGCGGGUUUCAGAUGUGGGAUAGAGAUUCUGGAGAUGAGUGGGGCGACGUACACACGUUUCCGUGCCUCUCCAGGUUUUCUCCGCCCCCAUGUUUUUGCCUCGAGUGGACGGUCGGCGGAAAGGAAGGCUUUCACAAAGUAUAUGUACAACCAGGCGGCCUUUAGAGCCAACGCAGUUCCGUGCUGCUCAAGCAAUUGUUUCGUUCAAACGCGGAUUGCCGAAAUGCGGGGGACGCAGACGGACAGCUCGAGGAAAGCGUCGUCUUUGCCGUCACGGUCUUGGCUUCCCCUGCCGAAGCAACAGAGGCGAUAAUCGACGGGGCAUUAGCUUCCCGUGGAACAUCGUAUUUCUUCGCCCGUUUGUUUUUGUCCCCUGGCACGCGUCGCAUGUUGGAAAACCUACGACUUGCAUUAUUUUCAGAGGGUUAUGAAGCAGGCGUCGUUGCCUCGAAGCGCACUUUGCCCCGUUUCCGCUCGCAAGAAACUCACACGACGAUUCUCGCUAACUGAGCGGCGGCAC
This is a messenger RNA of Toxoplasma gondii ME49, 2938 nucleotides long. RefSeq names its product phosphorylase family protein. Gene Ontology annotation, molecular function: uridine phosphorylase activity. Gene Ontology annotation, biological process: uridine catabolic process. Lineage: Eukaryota; Apicomplexa; Conoidasida; Eucoccidiorida; Sarcocystidae. Bases 1009 to 1920 code for a protein of 303 amino acids. The record is from RefSeq and is a predicted model, not a curated record. The transcript has 6 exons. Gene Ontology annotation, cellular component: cytosol.